AUGAUAGCCACAACAACUACGACACGAGCCAUAUUGCUGAGCUCGGUGGGCAGCAAGACGUACAGUCUGAUGAGGAACUUAUUGAGUCCGGAUAAACCGGGGGAUAAAUCGUUCACGGAGUUGACGAGCUUGCUUCAGUCACAUUAUAACCCGAAGCCGAGUGCAAUAGUUCAAAGGUUCAAGUUAAAUUCAAGGACUAGAAUGGCCAAUGAAACAGUAACGGAGUAUGUCGCAGUGCUGAGGGAACUGGCACAACACUGUAAUUAUGGGGACAGACUGACAGAAAUGCUACGAGAUAGGCUCGUAUGUGGCAUUGCAGAUGACCGCAUACAACGCAGGUUGUUAGCAGAGCCUGAGUUGUCGUUUGAAAAGGCCUUGAAGUUGGCACAGGCCAUAGAGACGGCGAAUAAAGACAUUUGUGAUUUACAGCCAAGAGCCAUCGAAGGGGUGGGGAGCAGGAGUGUUACCCCACUGCCAAUGCAUAAAGUGGUUGGGGAGCAUAAAUCACCAGGGAAGUCUGGUCAGUAUGCCUGUUACAGGUGUGGCGGAGAACAUCUGGCAAGGAACUGUCAUUUCUUAAAUGAAAAAUGUCAUGCUUGCGGGAAAAAGGGCCAUGUGAAGAAAAUGUGCCGAUCAAUGCCCUCUAGGGACCAGCCGAGAAAGGGGGAGGAAAAAAGCAGUAUGAUGGACAGAAAGGGAAACCAAAAAAUAAAACGGCAGUAUGCACACCACCUGCGUGAAGGUACAAAUCAAAACACCAGGGAAGAUGAGGAAGUGUUUACUAUGUUUAACAUGGAAGAGGCCACGUGGGAAAGAGUCGAUCCCCUCACAACCCAGUUGGACUUAAAUGUCAUGGUGGUAGCAGGUAAUGGACCAAACCUGUUAGGCCGGGCGUGGCUCAAGGAGCUGGAAAUGGGUUGUCUACGGCUCCAUAAAGUAGAACAGCAGGGGCUGGCCUUGCAAGAUGUGCUGGAGAACAAUGAAGAAGUGUUCAAAGAGGAACUGGGGACCUGGAGGGGUCCACCAGCAAAGAUACAUGUUAAAGAAAACGCGACGCCAAGAUUUUACAAACCUCGACCCGUACCAUAUGCAAUGAAGAAGAAAGUGGAGACUGAGUUGGAGCGACUCACCAAGCAAGGUAUAAUUGAACCAGUGAAGUUUUCGGAAUGGGCGGCACCCAUUGUUCCGGUAUUAAAGCCAGAUAAUACGGUACGCAUAUGUGGUGACUACAAGCUAACAGUGAACCAAGUUUCAAAACUGGAGCAGUAUCCAUUACCCAAGGUGGAGGAUGUAUUUGAAAAGCUGUCAGGAGGUGAAAAGUUUAGUAAACUGGACCUCAGUCAGGCAUAUCAGCAAGUAGUUCUGGAAGAAGGGUCAAAGGCAUAUGUCACCCUUAACACACACAAAGGGCUGUUCCAAGUCAAUCGUUUACCUUUUGGGGUUUCCUCUAGUCCAGCUAUUUUCCAGAGAAUAAUGGAGGGACUGGUGGCAGGAAUUCCGAACGUGGCUGUGUAUCUGGACGACAUCCUGUUGACGGGGAGGAACAAUGGCAAGCAUCUGAAGACUUUGAACGAGGUGCUAAGUCGACUGCGAGAGGCUGGUUUACGGGUGAAGAGGAGUAAAUGUGCUUUCAUGGUAAAGGAAGCAGAGUUCCUGGGGUACAAGGUGGAUGCCUCGGGCCUACACCCCCUGCCAGACAAGGUAAAAGCCAUCCAAGAGGCACCUGCACCCACAAAUGUUACAGAGCUGAAGGCUUAUUUAGGCUUACUCAACUAUUAUAACAGGUUCCUACCAAAUCUGUCAAUGCUGUUAGCUCCUUUACAUAAACUGUUAAGGAAGGAGACCCUGUGGACGUGGCAGGAGGAACAAGAGAAAGCGUUUGAGCAGUCCAAGGAACUAAUGCAGUCUUCAGAGGUUUUGGUGCACUACGAUAGUCACAAGGACUUAAUUUUGUCAUGUGAUGCCUCACCUUAUGGGUUAGGGGCAGUGUUGGCACACCGUAUGCCAGAUGGACAAGAACGACCUAUUGGGUUCAUGUCACGAACCUUGACACCAGCAGAGUCAAACUAUUCCCAGCUAGACAAAGAGGGUUUGGCUGUAAUGUUUGGAAUUAAGAGGUUCCACAAAUACCUCUAUGGCAGGAAGUUUACGGUGUGCACCGAUCAUAAGCCUUUGUUGUCACUGUUCAACGAAAUGAAGGCCGUGCCUCAGAUGGUUUCUCCCCGAAUUCAGAGAUGGGCUGUAACAUUGAGAGCUUAUGAAUAUGAGAUUGUUUAUAAGCCCGGAAAACACCAUAGCAAUGCGGACGUGCUGAGCCGUCUGCCGCUACCGGGGCCUCCCCAGUGAGAGGAAAGGGAGGACCGGGUGUUGAUGAUGGAGGACAUCACGUUGGUGUCCGCGAAGGAAUUGAGCGAAUGGACACGAAAAGACCCGGUGUUGACUCGAGUGUUUCAGUGGGCCCAGCAAGGCUGGGCAACACAACAACCUGAUCCAGUUUUCCAGCCUUAUGAAGUGAGGAAAACAGAGCUGAGUGUGCAAGAUGGAUGCGUGUUGUGGGGGGCACGAGUGAUAAUUCCGCCCCCAGGAAGACGUGCACUUUUACAACAGCUGCACCAAGGUCAUGUGGGCAUCACCCGAAUGAAGGCCUUAGCACGAAGUUAUUUUUGGUGGCCAAAGUUGGACCACGACAUUGAAGUAGCUGUGAAAGAGUGUAAAACCUGUCAGCAGCAUCGCAACUUACCUGUGGCGGCACCACUACACCCAUGGGAGUGGCCGAGUAGACCUUGGCAGAGACUUCAUAUAGACUAUGCCGGGCCUUUUAUGGGGGCAAUGUUUUUGAUAAUAAUGGAUGCUCAUUCUAAAUUGAUGGAUGCCUACCCAGUCAAAACACCCACUUCCACCACUACCAUUGAAUGCCUGAGGAAGAGUUUCAGUAGCCAAGGAUUACCCGAGACUAUUGUAUCAGAUAAUGCUUCAUGUUUCAUGAGUGAAGAGUUCAAGGGUUUCCUGGAAAAAAAUGGCAUUGUACACGUUACAUCAGCACCGUACCAUGCGGCUUCAAAUGGCUGUGCUGAAAGGGCUGUCCAGACCUUUAAAGCGAUGAUGAAAAAGACUGGAGACGGAAGUAUGGCAGCCAAAGUAUCAAGGGUGUUAUUCAACUACCGUAUUACACCCCAGUCUACCACGGGAUUGUCCCCUGCCGAGAUGUUGCAAGGAAGGAGAUUAAGAUCCACGUUGGAUCUGGUGCAGCCAAACAUCCGAGCUAAGGUAGAGAGGAUACAGUGGAGGCAAAAAGAACAUCAUGAUCGACGACGGAGAGAGAGGAGUUUCCUGGAGGGAGAUGCAGUGAUGACGCGAAACUUCAGUUAUGGACCUAAAUGGAUUCCAGGGUUUAUUGUCAAGAGCACGGGUCCCCUGUCGUACCAGGUGAGGUUGAAUGGAGGUUUACUGGUGAGGAGACAUGUGGACCAGAUUCUGCGGAGUGUGCAGGAGAAGGACUCCAUGGAACUGCAAGCCCUGGAAAUGCCGUUAGUUCCGGGAGAAGUGCUCGCAGUGGCAGGAGGAUCCCCGAUCGUGGGGGACGAGGGAGACCGCCGGAAUUCGGAAGGAGGGGUUCCCACGGACCUAACUGUUCCAGGGAUGGACACACCAGUACCAGAGAUGGUAACUGUGACACCAGAGUCACCUAGGGUGGUACCAUUGCGCCGUUCUAAGCGGGCACUGGUUAAACCUAGUUACUUGAAGGACUAUCAAUGUUACAAUUGCAUGUCUAGUUUAAAAGAGCAACCUAACUCGAUUGUGGGGUAA
Messenger RNA from Protopterus annectens (West African lungfish), 3807 nucleotides. RefSeq lists its product as uncharacterized. The transcript is spliced from 3 exons. Lineage: Eukaryota; Metazoa; Chordata; Ceratodontiformes; Protopteridae. Gene Ontology annotation, molecular function: zinc ion binding; nucleic acid binding. Gene Ontology annotation, biological process: DNA integration. The record is from RefSeq and is a predicted model, not a curated record.